AUGGAAAGCAACGAGAAGAGAGAUCUGUAUUAUAGGCUUUCUAAAAAGCAUGGAUAUAGAGCACGAAGCGUAUACAAACUCAUGCACAUUGAUGCAGCUUAUGAUAUAUUCAAAGGAGCCAGUAAUGUGGUGGACUUGUGUGCAGCACCUGGAAGCUGGAGCCAGUAUGCAUCUGAAAGGAUGAAGAGCAUGCAUGGGAAUGAAGCUUUAGGAAGUGCGCAGCAACAUGUUGUCUGUGUUGAUGUUCAAGAUAUUGCACCAAUUGAUGGAGUUGCUUGCAUAAAAGAAGACAUAACGUCGUAUGGAUGUGCAGAGAAAAUUCUGCAGUGUCUUGGAGGAAGGAAGGCGGAUGUUGUUAUAUGUGAUGGUGCGCCUGAGAUAACUGGUUUGCAUGAAAUUGAUGAAUAUUUACAAUCUGAGCUGCUUAUUUCUACACUUUGUAUGUGCAUGAAGAUAUCAAAACAUGGAUCGUCUCUGGUUGUGAAAUGUUUCAAAGGCAUUUACACGCCAUAUGUAGUGAAUCAUUUUGGAAAAUUCUAUGAAGAGGUUGUGUUAUUGAAGCCUAAGGCAAGCAAAACCAGUUCUAUGGAAUGUUUUCUGUGCUGUAAGGGAAUGAAGAGUGCCACUGAAAGUCCUACAGAUAUCGAUACAAGCAUUGAAUGCAAGGAAAUCACUAUACAUCCAUGUGGAUAUGGCACAGAUCUAGGUCUUGAAUACGAAGUGGAAGAAAUAAAAACUUAA
This is a messenger RNA of Ordospora colligata OC4, 741 nucleotides long. Its product is annotated as 23S rRNA methylase. Gene Ontology annotation, biological process: cytoplasmic translation; tRNA methylation. NCBI's taxonomy places the organism in Eukaryota, Fungi, Microsporidia, Ordosporidae. The record is from RefSeq and is a predicted model, not a curated record. The transcript has a single exon. Gene Ontology annotation, molecular function: tRNA methyltransferase activity. Gene Ontology annotation, cellular component: cytoplasm. The coding region runs from base 1 to 741 and encodes 246 amino acids.